GUCGCAGCUCUACGCAUGCCCUUUUCCGGGCCGGGCUCAGUCCCUGAUCCUCCCGUGAGGCUCCUUGCUGCCGCGUGUCAGGCCGUAGGAGCCCAUGGAGGGAGAGGAGGAUAAGCAGCAACAGCAUAAAAUAGAAGAUGCUGGUAUAGUGUAUAUAACUGAAAAAAAAGAAGAAAUCAAACGUGGAAAAAAACCUGGAAAAAGUAUACAGCAUUCAAAUCCAUGUGUCAGGAGAGGACGUAUAUAUUAUGCGAAAUUCAUUAACACAAAUGCAAGAACGUGCAAUGAACCAGUUCCCUACAUAGAUCCCAAAAAAGGGCCAGAAGAGCAGGGUGACUGGUGGUCACAUGGUAAAGGACUGGAACAUCCCUUGCAACCACCUUAUGACACUAAGAGCACCCAGAGGAGUGACUUUCAAAAACCAUCGUGUCCGCCGGUUUUGCCAGUGAAACACAGCAAGUUGCAAAAGCCUUCUUGUGGAAUAGUUCCACUUGCCUCUCCUGAUGCAUCAGCAGAACUUCAAAAGAAUUUUAUAGAACGCAUCUCCUUUAUCCAUCAAUUUGAUGCCAGGAAAACUCCCGGUGAGCCCAUUCGGGGAAAGCGACAUGGAGUUUUUGUACAGACAGAGAUAAAACCAGGGAGUAGGCCAAUAGUUCCUAAGGGAACAGAGGUAUUACUGAAUGCUCCACGGUCAUGCUCGUCAGAACAGUCCAAAAAAACAGAGAAAGGAAACUCAGCGGAAAGCAAAAUGAUCUCACCCGGUCUCUGCCGACAAAAUUCCCAAGAGCUGUUAGAGACUAAAACUCACUUAUCAGAAACAGACGUCAGAGAGGCAGCCAAGGCCUGCCCCAGCAGUCCUGAGAGAAGGGAGAAGACUGCAGACAUCCUUCAAAUGGCUGCAGCAGAUGCUCUGCUCACCAGGCGCAAUCCUUUAAAUCCACCAGUAAAAAGUCAGGAUAAAUCAGGAUAAAUUACCUUCUAGAGAUUCAAACAGAAUCCUUGGAAUGUAGAGAAAUUUCAGAAUCAUACAGGCCCUUGCAUUUGCUUUUUCUGUUGUCAAGAACCUCAGAACAUACAAUUUACACAAAUGGAAAAAUGAAAAGAAGACAAUUAAACUAUAGCAAAAUUUUAAGAGUGGGCUCCAAUGAGUGAUGGAUUGUGAGACAUAUUUCUAUGUCAUAUUAUUUAUAAACAAAACAACUUUGUUUUGCACAGAAGUAAAUGUAAUUAAUGAAUGUUGUAAAACUUUUAGAGGAGAGGCCUAAUAAAUAGUCAUUAGUUACGGCUCUGGAAUCAAACAAACUGGGACUGGAAUUUUGGCUCCACAAUAUGUGU
Equus quagga is the source of this 1335-nucleotide messenger RNA. RefSeq names its product chromosome 5 C2orf73 homolog (gene CIMIP6). Lineage: Eukaryota; Metazoa; Chordata; Mammalia; Perissodactyla; Equidae. Bases 95 to 970 code for a protein of 291 amino acids. The record is from RefSeq and is a predicted model, not a curated record. The transcript is spliced from 5 exons.